UUUUGAUCCAUUACCGACCUUAAACCUCAAACUAACUGACGUACAGAUGUCAACAUUUAUUUAUUUAUUUUUGUACCGAAACCAUACAUAAACAAGAUUAACAGCUUGUAAAUGAUAACAUCCCAUCAAAUGACGUUUAGACUGAACGUGAUGAAAGACGCAUCUGCCCACGGCAAGUAACAUUAUGUCUUUCUUUUGUAUUCCUCAUUGGUACUAAUCUCCGUGUUUAGUCCACACCUAUGCCAACCGUGUCAACUAACCUAACCAGACCCGUCAGUGGUACACGGGCCCGAUAAACAAACCGCCAUCCGUCGCUAACGUAUAUAAGCCGAGCAUGUGUUCUGACACACUGUAAGCUAACUUGACGUGACAUCGGCAGCAAACAUGUGGGUUUUCGGCUACGGCUCUUUGAUUUGGAAAGUUGACUUUCCGUACGAGGACAAACGAGUGGGCUUCGUCAAAGGCUUCAGUCGCCGGUUCUGGCAGGGAAGUACGGAUCAUCGAGGAGUUCCUGGAAAGCCUGGCCGAGUGGUGACAUUAAUAGAGGAUCCUGAGGGCUGUGUGUGGGGCGUUGCUUACAAGUUGCCAUCAGGCCAAGAACAGGAAGUGAAAGAGUAUCUAGACUACCGUGAAAAAGGAGGCUACGGCGUGAUCACGGUUACAUUCCAUCCCAAAGAUGAACAACAGCAGCCAAUGCAAGACACAUUGCUCUACAUCGGCUCCUGCGACAACCCAAAUUACCUUGGCCCUGCGCCACUGGAGACAAUUGCUCAGCAGAUAGUCAAGUCUGUAGGGCCCAGUGGCAAGAAUACAGAUUACCUGUUUGAGCUGGCAGAUGCCCUCCGACAACUAGUACCUGAAGAUCUAGAUGAUCACCUGUUCUCUCUGGAGCGUCUGGUGAAGCAGCUGCAGGAGCAGGAGGACAUGGACUGAUCUACCAAGCGUCUUCUGAAGAGCUCAGGAAUCUGUUUACUGAAAAAGAUCAGCUGGAAAAGCAUUGGAUGAGCAGGAGAUACGCUACAAAAUAGUUGUUUAAUAUACAGUAGUCUCUUUACUGAGUAUUUGGUCUCUCUUUAUAUUAAGUGGCCCUAGUUAUUAUGUAGUUACAUUUGAAUUAAUAAUUUGGUACAAUGCACUUAUUGUGUAUUUGUAUUUAAAAGAGGUAGCGGAGUGUAAUAACAUUAACAAUUACACUGUUGACUUUAAACCUUUAUCUAUACCCUCAGACUUACCUAUACUACAAAACAUCCUUUACCUUACUUAUAUAAUCACCUCAAAUUCAUCAUACAUGUUUUGUACUAUGUAGUUAUGUCACUUUUAGGGACACUUGAUAUGAAAUGGGACCAAACAUUCUAAUAAGCACUUGAUUUGAUGUUUUCAGUUUAUUUGUCUUGUUAAAUAAUGAGACGCUAAAACAGAUUUCAGUAUAUACCACAUGAAAGUUGUGGGUACGUCCAUGAACAUGUAAAUAAUAGAAUUUUUAAUAUUCUGAGGUCGGUUUUAUUUUGCUCCGGAUACUUGAAUAUGCUACAAAGCCAUUUUCAGUUUAUUUAUGAAGUUCCAUACUUUAAAAUAAGUCAUGCGAGGUGAAUCGCUGGAACAUAAACAUGGUUAGGUCACAUUUUAUCCACCAAAAACACAUGCAAUAAAUAAAUAAUUAACUGAAUAGACAAAAUAAACAGAGAAUUUUUUUAUUUUUUAUUAUUGAGUACAAAUUUAAUAUUUUCCCAUCCAAUCCACUUUUUCCUCUUUUUUUUUUUUUUGUAAUUUUGGUUAUUUUUUGCUAUGCAAAAAAGCAAACGUCCAUCAAAACCUCUCUCUCCGUCCAUCUUUUCAUCCAUUUAACUACCUACAUUUUCUGUAAAAUAAAUAAUAGUAGGCUUAUUAAUAUUAUCAUUACAAGUUAUCAGUAAAAAAAACAACAAAUGAACAUUUUUCUCCCCUCCAAAAAAAAAAAAAAAA
This is a messenger RNA of Danio rerio (zebrafish), 1962 nucleotides long. It is a transcript of the gene chac2, whose product is annotated as ChaC, cation transport regulator homolog 2 (E. coli). NCBI's taxonomy places the organism in Eukaryota, Metazoa, Chordata, Actinopteri, Cypriniformes, Danionidae. Gene Ontology annotation, biological process: glutathione metabolic process; glutathione catabolic process. The record is from RefSeq and is marked provisional. Gene Ontology annotation, molecular function: glutathione specific gamma-glutamylcyclotransferase activity.